Molecule: messenger RNA, 1441 nt
Organism: Schizophyllum commune H4-8
Lineage: Eukaryota; Fungi; Basidiomycota; Agaricomycetes; Agaricales; Schizophyllaceae
Product: cytochrome P450
Exons: 9
Coding region: 116-1294 (392 amino acids)
Molecular function (GO): monooxygenase activity; oxidoreductase activity, acting on paired donors, with incorporation or reduction of molecular oxygen; heme binding
Source: RefSeq, a predicted model, not a curated record
CAACAAACCUACUCGACAAACGCGGAGCCAACUAUUGCGAUCGCCCCGACUUCGUCCUCUUCAACAUGUCGGUUCCCUUUCCUACGAACAACCGAGACUGACCUCCAGCGACAGCAUGGGCUUCCGCGCCACCCUCACCUUCCUCCGCUGGUCCCCGCGCUUCCGCAUGCAUCGCCGACUCCUCCAGUCGGCGCUUUCAAAGGUGAAGAUAGCCCAGUACCAGGAUCUUCAAACCCGCGAAGCGCGACGGGCUGUCAAGUCGAUUCGAGCGCACCCGGAGAAGUGGGAGACCGCACUGAGGCGGUAUGCAACGGCAAUCGUACUCGGUGCGGGCUUUGGCGUCUCGAUCGAGGAGGAUGACAGCCCCUACGUGCGCAUGGCCGAGGACGCCUCGUACGCGCUUGCUCACGGCGGUGCGCCUGCCGGUAGCUUGGUCGACUUUUUGCCUUUUCUCCGCUAUCUGCCGACCUGUCUGGUGCCCCUUCGCCCGCUCAAGUUUGCUCGUAAGUGGCACGCCGCCAUUCGUAGGAUCCACGAAGUGCCCUUUGCGGCGGUUCAGAAGGACAUCCAAGAGGGAAUAGCGCGGCCGUCCCUUGUCCAGCAGAAGCUUGAGGCGCUGACUAGCGCCCUCGAACGUAGCGAGACGCCUGAAAUGACGCACGAGGAUAUACGUGGGGCGGCUGGCGCCAUCUACGCUGCCGGACAGGAUACGACAUGGGCUACACUCACUGUUUUCGUCCUCAACAUGGUCCUCAAUCCCGGGAUACAACGAAAAGCUCGAGAAGAGAUAGAUCGUGUCGUCGGGAGGGACCGUCUUCCCUCCUUCAGUGACCGCGCGAGCAUGCCGUACCUCAAUCACGUUCUACUCGAGACUUUGAGGUGGUGCCCCGUCUCUCCCGUCGGCGUGCCACAUAAAUCGCUCGAAGACGACGUUUAUCGCGACAUGCUCAUACCCAAAGGGACCAUCGUCUACGCCAACGCGCGCGCAAUGUGCUACGACACUCGCGUCUACAAGUCCCCGGAAACCUUCGACCCUAUGCGCUACGCGCCCGUAUCAGAUGGUGGUAGAGAAGAACCCCCGCCUGUCGGUCACUUCGGAUUCGGAAGGAGGAUAUGUGUGGGACGCCACUUCGCUGACGCGACGUUGUGGAUCAUUAUGGCGACAAUGCUAGCGACGCUCAAUUUUGAGAGGGUUUUGGAUGAUGAUGGGCAGCCUGUCACUCCGAAGGUGUCGCUGACGGCCGGGCUGACAAGUCAUCCUGAGUCCUUCCCCUGCGUUCUGAUGCCGCGCUGACGGCCAGUCCACUCUGACGGGUCGACGUGUCGAGGUACGCAUAGUAUCAGUAGACAGGUUCCCCUCCCCUUAUGGUAGGGGUACGCGUUCCAAUGGCGUGUUGGUCUUAGACCGUCUCGAUUUAGUAUCCAGCAGCAAAGGAUCGCC